GUUUAAUUGAUGGUUAUGAUCGUGACAGCCGUGGAAUCCGUGUGAAACUUGUUUCCCGUAGUCUUCGUCCGAGUUUCUCUUUCGUCUCUGCGAUCUCGUCUGGUUCAUCUUAGGAUGGGACGUGUUAUUAGGGCCCAGAGGAAAGGUGCCGGGAGCGUCUUCACAUCCCAUACCAAGCACCGCAAAGGAGCCCCGAAACUCCGCUCUCUUGAUUUUGCCGAAAGGCACGGUUACAUCAAAGGUGUCGUUAAGGACAUCAUCCAUGAUCCUGGUAGAGGUGCUCCUUUGGCUGUCGUUCACUUCAGGGACCCCUAUAGGUUCAAGACUAGGAAGGAACUCUUCAUUGCUCCCGAGGGAGUUUACACUGGCCAAUUCCUUUACUGUGGAAAGAAAGCCAAUCUGAACAUCGGAAAUGUAAUGCCAGUAGGGUCUAUGCCAGAAGGUACCAUUGUGUGCAAUCUGGAAGAAAAGACCGGCGACAGGGGACGUCUCGCCCGUGCUUCUGGUAACUAUGCUACCGUCAUUGCUCACAAUCCUGAUACGAAGAGGACCCGUGUCAAGCUGCCCUCUGGAGCGAAGAAGGUCAUUCCGUCAAACAACAGGGCCAUGGUCGGCAUCGUCGCCGGAGGUGGUAGGAUCGACAAGCCUGUCUUGAAAGCUGGUAGGGCUUACUAUAAGUACAAGGCUAAGCGUAACUGCUGGCCUAAGGUCAGAGGUGUUGCUAUGAACCCUGUAGAGCAUCCUCACGGUGGUGGUAAUCACCAACAUAUUGGUAAAGCUUCCACGGUUAAGAGAGGAACCAGUGCCGGAAGAAAGGUUGGUCUUAUUGCUGCAAGAAGGACAGGUAGGAUCAGAGGAGGAAAGACGGACCAGAAGAAGGACGAUUAAGCUUUGUAAUUGUUCUAAUUUUAAAUAUAUUUUACAUUGUACACAA
Cimex lectularius (bed bug) is the source of this 934-nucleotide messenger RNA. RefSeq names its product 60S ribosomal protein L8 (gene RpL8). NCBI's taxonomy places the organism in Eukaryota, Metazoa, Arthropoda, Insecta, Hemiptera, Cimicidae. The record is from RefSeq and is a predicted model, not a curated record. Bases 115 to 888 code for a protein of 257 amino acids. Gene Ontology annotation, biological process: cytoplasmic translation. Gene Ontology annotation, molecular function: structural constituent of ribosome; RNA binding. The transcript has 7 exons. Gene Ontology annotation, cellular component: cytosolic large ribosomal subunit; ribosome.